AUGGUUGAGGAGCAGCCAUCUACCGCCGGCGUCGAGGAGCCGCGCGAACCAGAAUCAUGGGCAGACGAACGCGUUCGGCAAAUGGUCAUGGAUCUUCAGCGGCAUUGGCUAGUCGACUAUCAACAGUCCCGCGAAAAGCUCCUUUGUGAACUGACGGAGAGAUUGCAUCAAGAAUUCCUGGCGGACCAGCAGAAGAUUCGCACAGAAUUGUUGUCACAAUUCAAAGAUGAACUGGAUACGACGAGAGCAGAGUUGGAAGCCAAAUAUCGUGAAUCGCUGAAAAUGGAGAUCCAGAAAGUGUCCGAAAAGAACAAGCGGGACAUGCAGGCGAUGAAGAAGAAGCAGUGGUGCUGGCAAUGCGAGCAAGAAGCCAUCUAUCAUUGUUGCUGGAAUACGGCCUACUGCUCCGUUCAAUGCCAGCAGAGUCACUGGUCGACACAUCGGAAGUAUUGCCGCAGGAAGAAGCAGAAUCAAGGCGCUAAUGGUUCGUCGGCAGGUGGACCAGGACCCGCUGGUUCGGCUGAAGGAGGAGCCGCCUCGAUCGAGAACAAAGCCAUGUCA
Messenger RNA from Mesorhabditis spiculigera, 561 nucleotides. NCBI's taxonomy places the organism in Eukaryota, Metazoa, Nematoda, Chromadorea, Rhabditida, Rhabditidae. The record is from the annotation of a GenBank genome assembly.